AGUUCGGACCGAUUGGGUGUGUGUGCACUACUGUGCUGCUAGCAGAAUGGCCACCGCGAACCCGCCCGCCUAUCACUGCAUCGUUUGCACCCUGACGAAGAUUCCUUUCGCUUCGUUGAGCAAAGAAAGCCAACAGAAAAUCGUUCGCAAUGGGCGCCCAACGCCGAAAAUGCGUAACCUUACGUCGCGCUGUCUGAAUUCCCUUAACCUGAACGUACACGAUUGGAUGACCGGUUGCGAUCGCGACCGGAAGCUCUACUGCUGGCCGUGUCUGCUGUUCAACACGUCCGAGUACGACGUGUGGGGCAAACGCGGUUUUGGUGACUUUUAUCGGCUUUCCUUGGCGACGAUCGAUCAUACGAAGGACGUGUCGCACCAGGCGAAGAGCAAAACACUGAAACUGUGGACCGAAACGGCCUGCGAGCAGAGCGACAGCAGUGGGGCCGAGGAAGACGUGGAGUGCAUUCCGGAGCUUGACUUUCUCAAUGCCUCCGCCUCCGAGCUGGACGAAGAGAUAGACGUGAAACCGAACGUUGAGGCGCUGAACGCGGCGAUUGGUUUCUCGCAGCAUCUGUCCGGGCAAGUGGUGGAUCUGUGUGAAACGGCCGAAGAUGGCAGUGGAAUGGACUUUUCCAGAACUGCGGCAAUUAAUGCGAACAGUCAGGAGUUGGGAGAAAACAGUCGCACCAGCAACGCAUCGUCCAGUGCCGCGGGGCAAGGGACGAUGGCGGACGAUUUAGCACGUAUCUACAAAACCCCUUUCCCCGAAGUAGCGAAUCCUAUGAUGUCACAGUCGGUUCAGAACGGUACGGAAAAGUACCAACUUAAAUGGCACUCGCAUCAUCAGAACAUGAACGUUUCGUUGUCCAAUCUCUACAAAAACGAUCGGUACGCCGACGUCAUGCUGCUAACGUGCAGUGGGGAAGAAAGCUAUGCGAUACCUGCCCACAAACUGAUACUUGGAACUUCCAGCUUGUACUUUGCAAACAUUUUCGACAAAAACGCAGUACCGACGAAUGCGAUCACCUACAUCGUGCUUCCACCCGAUCUGACGCACCGCUCGAUGCAGAUUCUUAUACAGUACAUGUACACCGGCGAGUCGACCGUCUCGACGGACAUCCUCAACGAGGUGCUGCGCGGCGGAGAUAUACUGAAAAUCCGUGGACUCUGGCGAAACGAUUGCUCAAAAACGGCUUCCAAUGCUUCCGACGGCAACAAGGAGCACCCGCUGGGUGAAUCCGCGAGUCGGUUCGUUAGCCCCGUCACCGUUAACCUGCCGCAGGUGUCCCCGGCACCAGUGUUUGCGUCGGGAACGGGACUGAUAAAUAUUAAGCGUGACGUAGCGAUCGAUCCGGGCGAGCGACGACGGACCGGGUCCGCCGACGACGGGAUCCGACGUUCGUACAAAAAUCAGGAAAACAUCCUUCACCCGAACGGUGGUGACCCGUCGCAGCAACAAGCGCAACCAAGAAAUCAUUCCCCACUACCCGGUGAACAUUCGUUUCCGGUUCACGAACAUCCACGGCGAAGCGCCAAACAAGAAGCAGAGAAUGUGGGAAAUUCUACACCGAACUCGUCAGCAGGACCGCCCCCGGGGGGUGCAUCGGCAAUACCGGCGGAGUUGAACUUUCUCAACGUCAAAGCGGAACCGGUCGAGUGGAUGGAUGUGAGAGCGGGUGAACUGCCCCAGCUUUCCGGUGCGGUGAGCCCCGCUGGCCAGAAGGCAGCCGCCGGGAGCCAAUCAGCGGAGCUGCAAGUGAAAGUCGAAGCCGAAUCGGGAGCGGACCAUUCGCGGCCAUCUUCCAGCUCCUCUGCCGAGCAACCGACAUACUCACCGUUGACCUGCGAGCUGUGCGCCGAAACAUUUACCGUCCCCGGCGAGUGGGUUCGCCACAUUGAGGGCCACGGCGAUACUUCGCACGCGUUGCCGAAACGCAGGCGACGAACGGAAGAGUCCGAAGACGCUGACAUAACGGCGGCGCUGCGAUGUGACCUGUGUGCGACGUUCUACGUAACACCCGCCGAUUGGGUGCGCCAUGUUCAGAGUGCGCACACGGAAACGGAACUGGCCAUUUCGAACAAACGGCAGGCGUAUCCGCGAUACGGUGCCACGUCAAACUCCACACACCACCAGUCUUCACCGACGACGGCCGCCGACGACGAGCCGGGUGCGCAGCAGCAGGAUAAGCUGUGCACCGUUUGUAAUAAAUCGUUCCCAUCCUGCGCCAGCAUGAUCGUGCACAGGCGCACGCACACCGGCGAAAAACCAUUCUACUGCGACACGUGUAACAAAGGGUUCAACGUUAAGUCGAAUCUUCUGCGACAUCUGCGAACGCUUCACAACCAGCACGGCGAGCUUCCCGCUUCACCGCACACCGAUGCUGCGGACAGUCACGGCUCCGAGUGACGUGGCUGGGGGAAGGGGGUAUCGAAACCGGACGGUUAACGAAGCAAUUGAACUCUGGUCGGUUGUUUGCUCUUCCUGUGCAGUAUCGAAACUUAUUUAUUUUCUAUUAAGGCUUUACUCUGUGUACUGUGUAACACCCCUGAGAAGCAUUCUACCCGCAUCGAGAACAGGCAGCGAGAG
Molecule: messenger RNA, 2587 nt
Organism: Anopheles cruzii
Lineage: Eukaryota; Metazoa; Arthropoda; Insecta; Diptera; Culicidae
Product: zinc finger and BTB domain-containing protein 18-like
Exons: 6
Coding region: 47-2407 (786 amino acids)
Biological process (GO): regulation of transcription by RNA polymerase II
Cellular component (GO): nucleus
Molecular function (GO): protein binding
Source: RefSeq, a predicted model, not a curated record